AUGGCAACCCUAGAGUCAAAAAAAAACUACAUUGUUCAUUACAGAAACCUUCAGCAGGCUAUUAAAAACGGAUUAAUAGUCGAAAAAGUGCAUAGAGUUAUUCAAUUCAAUCAGUCAGGGUGGUUAGCUGAAUAUAUAUUAUUGAAUACGAAUUUGAGGAAGAACUCGAAAAAUGAUUUUGAGAGUCAAUUUUUUAAGCUCAUGAUUAACGCUGUAUUUGGGAAAACCCUUGAAUCGAUGAGGCAUAGAUUAAAAAUGGAAAUCGUAGAAAAUCUUUCGGCUGUUUCGUUAGAAAAUAAGAUCAUUGAAUUCUGUAGACCCAUAUAUAUAGGUUUUGCGGUCCUUGAUGUUUCAAAAAGUUUGAUGUAUGACUAUCACUAUGAGGUAAUGCAGAAACAUUAA
This is a messenger RNA of Macrosiphum euphorbiae (potato aphid), 402 nucleotides long. The record is from the annotation of a GenBank genome assembly. NCBI's taxonomy places the organism in Eukaryota, Metazoa, Arthropoda, Insecta, Hemiptera, Aphididae.